CAAAACCAGGAGCUUUACGCAACUGUACCCUAAGGCCAUAUGUGGUGACCUCAGCAUCGUUAAAUUCAUCGAAUCAAACAACAAUUCAUGCCAAUCAAAUGAUGAUGCCAACACAAUAUGGAAGGCACGAAACAAAUUUCCCGCAUAUGGAAUUUGUACGUGAGCGACAUAAUAAUAAUAACAACAACAACAAUAAUAAUAAUCAUGCUGAUGCUCGUGGUGGUGCUAGUGGUUCGAGUGUUACUAGGAAUCCCAAACAAGUAAAUCCUGCUGCAAGUAACAAUGGAAAACAUGCUAGUAAAAUCCACAAUAAAAUUAACAAUGAGGGUAACAACAAAGGCAACACCAACAAAGGCUCUGGAAAUGGUAUGGCUAGCAAAACUAACAACAAUAUUAAUCAACAGCAUGUUAUACAACAGCAACAAAAACAACAACAAAUGAUACAGCAAAAAUAUCGCCGGCCCUUGACGCCCCAACAAAUGCAACUUCUAAAAAAACGCACCACAUUUACCCCCUCGGUGGCCUUGGUCGGUCUCAAGCGACAGCAACAACAGCAAGAUAAAAAUAAACAACAGUUACCACAAAACAAAUCGUCACAAACUCAACAGCAUCAGCAGCAACAACAACAACAGCAGCAACAUGCCAGCCAAGAGGCAACUGCAGCCUCAGUAAUAAAAACCCGACAAGGCCCACAAGCAGCCGCACUCACCGCAUCCAAAGCAUUUAUCAAUAAUCAAAGUGAUGGAUUGUCAUUGUCAGCCUCACCGCCAGCAUCUACCACAAUGACAAAAACAACAACAUCGUCAUCAUCAGCAGCAGCAUCGUCCGCAUCACAGGGUAGCCAUGGCAAAAAUAAAAUGGCCAUAAAUACUACAACGGGCAACAAGAAAAAACUGAGAACCAAACGAGCUGCUGCCGCUGUGUCAAAGCCAGUUGCCGGAAAAGAUAAAAACCACAGUCAUAUUAAGAGCCACGACCAGAGCCAGAGAGCUGAUGAUGAUGAUGUUGUAACAAAAAUUCCAAAGAAACAACAUUCGAGUGGCAAGAAAACAUCAUCGAAACGACACAAUGGAAAAGUUUCCACCAAGACGGCGACAACGACACAUGGAAGUGGGGGAAAAUCUAAUUUAUCAUUGAGCUCCGAAGCAGGGACAAAAAAGGUAGCCACUGCCACCAACAAAAACAGCAAAAAUCGUGACAACAAUAAACAUUUGAAAAACACGCAACAACGUGAGAUAAAUACAAUAGGGGUAAUUCAUCAUCAUCAUCAGCAUCGGGAGCAGCAGCAGCAACAUCAGAAACAUCAUCAGCAACAGAGAAGGGAUUCGGUAGCGACAGCUCCUGGGGAAUCAUCAGUAAAAUUUGAAACCCAGAAACUCAGCCAUUCGAACAAAUUACAAAAACGACUAGCCAAACGGGAUGUUGCAAUGCAUCAUCAGCAGCAGCAGCAACAACAACAGUAUCAACCUGAAGAUACGACGAAAUCUAGAGCCCCGGCUUCAGGCUCGGAGACAUCAAAAAAUUUGUAUCAAACAUUGCAGCAACAACAGCAUUUAACAACAGACAAGGCUAAUGAAUAUCACACUAAUGAUGGCAAGGAUCAUACCGACAGUCAGCAUGACUAUAAUAAUCCGGGACAGGCUGGGCAGGAUAUUAACAACUCAAUUGAAAUGCAGGACAAGAAGAGAAUACGCAAAUCAUUAAAUCAAAACGAGGAUACUAAAGAAAUACUCUAUCAACAUCACACCCUGGAAUCCUUAAAAUCAUCCUCCUAUGAUGAUGAAUUCAAUAGCAAAGAAUCUCCCAGCCCUCAAAGGACAAAUCCCUCCAACGAUGAGGCAAGUGAAGAUGAUGUUGGUUCGGCUGCUUUUCAAUCUAACGAUGACCCAAUAAUGGCUUUAGAAAGUGUAGAUAUAUUUGAGAAUAAUAUUUUACAAUACAAUAAACACAGACACAACAGCAGCAAUAGCUUACUCAAUGAAAUGUCCAAUCAGGAUGACGACAAUGAAACUCUGGUCAGUGGUAUGGAUGAGGAGAAUGAUGAUCUGCAUCAAACUGCCGAAUUAAUGGAAGAGGAGGAUGAUGAUGAUGUAGAUAUGGGUCUGGAAGAAGAAGAUUUAGAUAUGGAAGCUGAUUGCAAUGAGAACGAUGAUGAUGAUGAUGAUUUGUUGGCCGAAAUUGUUGAAGAUUAUUCGUUGAAUGAUCCAAAAGUCCUAGAUGAAGUUUUAUCGAGUCUAAAUCAUGCAAUGCAAAACAUUAAUUAUUCAGAAGCAACAACGGCAACGACCACUACAGCAUCCACUACUACAACAACAACAGGUCAGCCGUUACCCACAGCCAGUGCUUUGACACAACUGAACAAUAAAAAUAACAACAACAACUACAACAACAUGAGGAAUGGACACAAUAACAAUCAACAAAAUGAUGACCAUCAUCAUUAUUAUCAACAACAGCAGCAACAACAACACAAAUUGUACCUGAAUGACAACUCACCUUAUCCCCCACACACUGCUAGCCACACCGAAGAUGAUAAUGAUGAGAAUACUACUGCCAACGACAACACCAACAACAUGGAUACAAGUGAUCUGAAUAAUGAACCACAUUUUGAUUAUUCACGUAUGGAAUAUAGCUUUCACAAUGGCAUUGCUACCCACAGUCUUGUAAGUCCUUAUGGUGGCCCCAUUGCAUCGGCUUCAGAUAUGCUAGGCAAUGGUAUCGGUGGCAUUGGCAAUGGUGGCGGUGGUGGUACCAUCAAUUUUGACAAUUACGAUAAUAUCAUCUACUCGACCAUGGAACUGGAAUGUAUGCCCGGCUAUGAUGGUGGCCUGCAACAGCAUUACUAUUUGGAAGCGUACGAUUCAAAAACAAAGAAGCUGCGUUUGAAUACGACUAGUACAUAUGCCGAUGUACCGAUAUUUCGUAUUGAUUUAAGUGAUUUAACACCCAUGGACUAUUAUCCCGAUCCAAAUCCUGCCCUACACUUAGUUGUGUACAGUGUCAAUCAAAAAGGACGCUCCGAGGCAAUUGUAUUGGAGAAUGUACCAAUUAAUGAGGCAGAAAAACGCUCAGAUGGACGCAUGGGUUUGUCAAUUCUACCGAUAGCAGCUCUCUUAACCGGCACACUUUUCACUGUGGGUAUUGCUGUAUUAUUUGUUGUUGUCGUAGCCGUUCGCAAGCGACGCUGUCAGGGUGGCCGUAACAUGUGCGAUGACAAGGAUAAACAUUUAGGAAUGGAUGUUACUGUGACAGCACCACUGGAGACUGGUCCGGGCCAUCAGCGGCUAGUUGUUGCCUAUACCCUAAAACAAGGCAUUGAAAAGCAACCGGAUAUAUUGAGUGCACAAAAAAAUACAACAGGCAGCGUGACUUCAUCACCAAUGGGAAAUCGACCAAGCGGUGGCAUUUUUAUAGAUACGAAUACCAGCAAUGGCGGUGUAGGCUCUAAGGCUGGCAAUUACACGGGCAAUGGUGGUGUGGGCAAUAGCACAACAACAGGAAACUAUGAUUCGCCAACAAUGAAUUACAAUGAUGCUUCAGCCACCGAUCCAUUACAACAGCAACUCAAUAGCCCUCCUUCACAAUCGAGCACACUGAAAUUGGGCUCGGAUAGCAACAGGAAGCCAUAUCAAACCCCACCACUACUAUACGAUGCUCUCAAUCGUCAUGAUAUCUCACGUUAUGACCCACUGCCAUUGGCCAUGAAUUAUGGGGGAAGUAAUACCACAUUAAGUUCCGGCGGUAGUGCUGGCAACCACUCGCUAACCAACAAUGCAACCACAUCACUUAUGCAGAGCAACCUCAGCAAUGGUCACUACAGCAGCAACAACAGUAAUCAUCAUCACCAUCACACAUUGCCGCAUCCAACAACGAUGGCCAUGCAACAACAACAGCAGCAGCAAUUGGCAUCGAGCGCCACACAUCAAGGCAUGGGUACGGAGAAGCUAUCAAUAGCUGAUUAUCUUACGGCCAGUAGUCUAAUUGAUUACAAUCUGAGUAAAGCUGCCACGGGGAUGUUGAGUAACACCAUUGCCGGUGCUGCUGGUGGUGGCGGCGUUGGUAUUGGUACCAACAGUGGCAGUGGUUCUUCCAAUUCAAUUAUGGGCCAUAUGACCCUGCCCAAAGGCUUGGGCUUAGGCUCCAUUAUGGGCGGCGGUGGUGGUGGUGGAGUUGGUAGCACAAAUCAACCAGUCACUGCCGCAGCAGUUGCAUCGGUUGCAACUGCAUCAUCAACUACGCCAAACUCGACUAUAACACCUUCAUCUUCCAGCAAUUUGGCCAUAACACAAAAAACCAACACUAACCGUAAUCAUAUUAUAACGGAUACCCUACCGGGCCCCGAAAGUUGUGUUUAA
Molecule: messenger RNA, 4352 nt
Organism: Musca vetustissima
Lineage: Eukaryota; Metazoa; Arthropoda; Insecta; Diptera; Muscidae
Product: transcription factor mef2A-like
Exons: 7
Source: RefSeq, a predicted model, not a curated record